This is a messenger RNA of Gadus chalcogrammus (walleye pollock), 1579 nucleotides long. RefSeq names its product POC1 centriolar protein homolog A-like. Gene Ontology annotation, biological process: cilium assembly. The record is from RefSeq and is a predicted model, not a curated record. Gene Ontology annotation, cellular component: centriole; ciliary basal body. Lineage: Eukaryota; Metazoa; Chordata; Actinopteri; Gadiformes; Gadidae. The transcript is spliced from 11 exons. Gene Ontology annotation, molecular function: protein binding. Bases 180 to 1577 code for a protein of 465 amino acids.
CUGAAACUCAAUUUGUUGUCAGCAACAACAGGUAGUUGCUAGUAUUCGAGUCAGUCAACUGCCCAACUAGAGGCUAACUGCCCGCCUAUCUACCCAAUGAAAAAGAUAUAGCUACUAUUACAGUAAGCUUAUCGGCUUAUUAUUUAAUGCAUUGUGGUCGUUACUGAACAUCCAGGAAGAUGAGCACUGCGUUGUCGGACCCCAGCCUUGAAAGGAAUUUCAAAGGCCACAAGGACAGUGUGACAUGUGUGGACAUCAACUGUAACAUGAAACAAAUUGCCACGGGCUCCAAGGACUCGUGUGUGAUGAUCUGGAACAUGAAGCCUCAGAUGAGGUCGUAUCGCCUGGCAGGGCACAAAGACGCCGUCACCUGCGUCCACUUCUCUCCCUCGGGUCACCUGGUGGCCUCUGCCUCCAGAGACAAGACUGUACGGCUCUGGGUUCCCAGUCUGAAGGCUGAAUCCACGUCGUUCCGCGCUCACAUAGGCACCGUGCGAAGCGUCAACUUCUCGGCCGACGGACAGUCGCUGGUCACAGCGUCCGACGACAAGACCAUCAAAGUUUGGACGGUGCACAGACAGAAGUUCCUCUUCUCCCUCAGUCAGCACAUCAACUGGGUCCGCUGUGCCAAGUUUUCUCCAGACGGCCGCUUGAUUGUGUCGUCAAGCGACGAUAAAACCGUGAAGCUGUGGGACAGGAACAGCAGGGAGUGUGUCCACUCUUUCUACGAGCACGCAGGCUAUGCAAACCACGUGGAGUUCCACCCCAGUGGGACAUGUAUCGCAGCCGCCAGCACGGACAAUUCGGUCAAGGUGUGGGACAUACGCACCCACAAGAUGCUGCAGCACUAUCCAGUUCACAGUGGUGCUGUGAACAGCCUGUCUUUCCAUCCAUCUGGAAACUUCUUGAUCACGGCUGCCAAUGAUUCCACUUUGAAGAUAAUGGACCUUUUAGAGGGAAAACUCCUCUAUACCCUCCAUGGACAUCAGGGCCCUGCCUCUUGCGUGGUGUUUUCCCGGACCGGAGAGUACUUUGCCUCUGGCGGUAACGACGACCAGGUGAUGGUCUGGAAGAGUAACUUUGACUGUACCACGUGUGAGGACGUCAGGUUCCAGCACAAUACCGCACCCGGCCAGCAGGGCAUCUCGGCCAACUCAACGGCCCAUGUCCCCCACCCCUCACGGGCCCCGAAGCCCCGCAGUCAGACAUGCAAUGUGGCAGAGGUCAGCAAUACGACCGACUGGCACACCGUCUCCCACCCUCACAACCCCGGUCCUAGCAGCCACAACAAGACCGCCCACUCCCAGUCCAUUAGAGCCCCCAGCACCCAUCAGCCCCCGCCCCAGGCCCAGGCCAGCAGCCCCCAGCACCAAGCCCAGACCCAGACCUCUGAUGGUGGGGUCUCUUCAGCCCUGUCAAGCACUCUGGAACGCAUUGUGAACCAACUGGACAUUCUCACUCAGACGGUGUCCAUCCUGGAGCAGAGGCUGACCCUGACGGAGGACAAGCUGAAGGAGUGCCUGGAGAACCAGGUGGACAUUGUCCAGCAGCAGCAGCAGCUCCACAGCCAGGGGUAGUC